This is a messenger RNA of Talpa occidentalis (Iberian mole), 4179 nucleotides long. It is a transcript of the gene SAV1, whose product is annotated as salvador family WW domain containing protein 1. Gene Ontology annotation, molecular function: molecular adaptor activity; protein binding. NCBI's taxonomy places the organism in Eukaryota, Metazoa, Chordata, Mammalia, Eulipotyphla, Talpidae. The record is from RefSeq and is a predicted model, not a curated record. The transcript is spliced from 5 exons. Gene Ontology annotation, biological process: regulation of cell population proliferation; apoptotic process; hippo signaling. Bases 339 to 1493 code for a protein of 384 amino acids.
ACGGGACGUAGGCGGCGCCGGUAGCGGUUACUAGGCGGCGCGCGGCUGACCAUGGCCCCGGCCGGGCGUCCCCGGCCUGUCCGCGCGGGGUCCUCGGGCAGCGGCGCGGCGCGGGCCGACUUCCGGGAAGGAACUGACAUGCGACUGAGCGGCGGCCGGCGCGCUUAGCGCCGCGAACAUGCGGCAGUCCCUGCGGACGGCGGGCGGCGGCGAGGCGGCGGCGGCGGCCCGGGCGGGAAGGGGGCGGCGGCGCCGGCGGAGGGGGCGGCCGGGACGGCCGGCGCCCGGCGGGGAGCCCUAGGGAGUUGCUCGGCGCGGCCUGGUGCCUCGUCCCCAGGAUGCUGUCCCGAAAGAAGACGAAGAAUGAAGUGUCCAAGCCGGCCGAGGUGCAGGGCAAGUACGUCAAGAAGGAGACGUCGCCUCUGCUGCGGAAUCUCAUGCCUUCAUUCAUCCGGCACGGUCCAACAAUUCCAAGACGAACUGAUAUUUGUCUUCCAGAUUCAAACCCUAAUGCCUUUUCAGCUUCUGGAGAGGGAAUAGGUUCAAGAAACCAGAGUUUCCUUAGGACUCCAAUUCAAAGAACACCUCAUGAAAUAAUGAGAAGAGAAAGCAACAGAUUAUCUGCACCUUCUUAUCUUGCCAGGAGUCUAACAGAUGUCCCUCGGGAAUAUGGCUCUUCCCAGUCAUUUUUAUCAGAAGUUAAUUUUGCUGUUGAAAAUGGAGACUCUGGUUCCCGAUAUUAUUAUUCAGAUAAUUAUUUUGACGGUCAGAGAAGACGUCCACUUGGAGAUCGUGCUCAUGAAGACUAUAGAUAUUUUGAAUACAAUCACGAUCUUUUCCAAAGAAUACCACAAAAUCAGGGGAGGCAAGCCUCAGGUAUUGGAAGAAUUGCUGCUACAUCUUUAGGAAAUUUAACUAGUCAUGGCUCUGAAGAUUUACCCCUUCCUCCUGGUUGGUCUGUGGACUGGACAAUGAGAGGAAGAAAAUAUUAUAUAGAUCAUAACACAAAUACAACUCAUUGGAGCCAUCCUCUUGAGCGAGAAGGACUUCCUCCAGGAUGGGAGCGAGUUGAAUCAUCAGAAUUUGGAACCUAUUAUGUAGAUCACACAAAUAAGAAGGCUCAAUAUAGGCAUCCCUGUGCUCCUAGUGUACCUCGAUAUGAUCAACCUCCUCCUGUCACAUACCAGCCACAGCAAGCCGAAAGAAAUCAGUCCCUUCUGGUACCUGCAAAUCCCUAUCAUACUGCAGAAAUUCCUGACUGGCUUCAGGUUUAUGCUCGAGCCCCUGUGAAAUAUGACCACAUUCUGAAAUGGGAGCUCUUCCAGCUGGCUGACCUGGACACAUACCAGGGAAUGCUAAAGUUGCUUUUCAUGAAAGAACUGGAACAGAUUGUUAAAAUGUAUGAAGCCUACAGACAGGCUCUUCUCACAGAGUUGGAAAACCGCAAGCAGAGACAACAGUGGUAUGCCCAGCAACAUGGCAAGAAUUUUUAAGUUAAUUUUUAAAAUUUGUUUUAUAAGGGCUUUAAUAUUUUCACAGAUUAAAAAAAAAAACUGCAAACAAGUACUUUGGUUAAUAAAGGCAGCUUACUUUUUAGAAAUUAUAAAAUGCUAAUUUUACAUGUAUUUUGUUAUUAAAAAUAAUCUUUUAUUGAGCAAAAAAAAUGAGGUUAUCAUUCCAAAGCCAUCAUGGCAAACACUUCCAAGUGAUGUAUAUUAGGAAACUGCUUAGAAUAUGCAGCAAGAAAUACUAUUAUAUACAGAUAUGAAAUAGAAAAUAAUCACUUGGUAAAUUUUUAAAGUAGUAGUUCCUUUCUUUAAAAAAGAGAAAGAAAACCUAUGCAGUAUUAUUUUAAAAGAUAUUUGCUGCUCUGGUGUGAAAAAUUAUCUGAAAUCAGUUGGUUUAAACAUUACCAUUAUGUUGUUCAAAACAUACAAUGGAUUUGGGACCUUUACUGUGAUAAAUGUUUGUAUAUAAUGUAUGGCAUUCUCCUGCCACCGGAAUGUAAAAAACACUUUUAAAAUGUAUUGUGAAAAUAUUUUUGGUGUGAAAGGGUAAAAGGCCUGUAAUAGUUCAGGAAUAAUUAAGGCUUAAGGCUUUAACUAACCCUGUGGGAAAAGUAUGUGCAACACUCAAAGUUGUGAAUAUCACUUCCUUACUUUCAGCCAGGGCUCUUAUGCAUGGCUCUGAUGAGACCAUGGAGGGUUCCCAACAGGAUAGCAUACCGCCAUUUUAAUAGUUUGGCUUGAACUGACAAAAUUGACAAUAAGGGAUUCAUUAAGAAAAUUCAGUCAUUAAAUUGAUUGUUAUGUAUCUUUUAGCAUCACAGAACUUUAAAACUUUCAAUUCCAUUUUUUUCCUUUAGUUUAACAGUUAAACAGUGUUCAUAAUUACUGGAGUACAUUUGAUUGCAGAAAAGUUGACUCUUCUAAGCCUAUAAAUCUCUAGAAUUCUGUGAAUUUCAACAUUUGUUGAAGUAGCUCUUCAGAUGUAUUUACAGGUGUUGUAAAUAUGUAAAUAAAUUUUUAAUUUAGUAAUCUUCCAAAAUACAAAGCACUCCCAGUUAGAUAUCAGUGAAUUUGAGAUAUUGAUAAAAUGUUGAAAGUUUUAAAUGUUUGAUUUUAUAUAACAAGCUUAUUAAAUAUAUUUUUGUGGAAACUAAAGGUGUUGUGUGAAUCCAUACAUACAUACAUAGCACUAUAAAUAUUUGAUUUUCUAUUCAGAAGGCCAUGGGCAGAGAAAGCAGUUAAUGAAAGGGUUAUUGAAAACUGUAAUAAGUGAGUGGAAUUUUGUAAGAGGGAAAAAUUAUUUUGUAUGGCGUGUGAUUAAACUUUUCUAAUAUAUAAGGUGACAUACUUAAUGAACUUUCAAACAUUCUUCUAUGGUAAUCAUUCUUUCCUGUUACCUCUUUAUGGUACCAUUAAAUUAAUUUAACUAAAGCUUAGCCGUUUCUAAGAAAGUUAGAAAUUACUCUGCUUUAGACUUCCCAGAUAAAUUUGCUUUCCUUUUUUCAUUAUCAUACUUCUUUAAAAUGUGCAUUAUUUUUUAUACCAUGUUUUUCCUCCAAAAUACUUAAAUGAAAUUAAAAUUAUAAUAUGAAAUUAUUGGUUUAAGAGAACUGGAAGUUACUUUAAGGGGUUAGCAUGUUUCUUAAAAUGGAAAGCUAAAUUUAUAAUGGUAUUAAAAUUAAUUGCAUUUUGAAUUUAAAAAAGUUAAGCCAUCAUCAUUCUAUGUCAGCACCUCCCAAAUAUUUCAAAUCCAGUAAGCAUUUGUUUUUAAUCAGGAACCAGAAUAACUUUUAAUAAUAGUUCACAUGUUAAAAGAAUAAACCUAUGAAGAAUACAUUUCUUUGUGUACCAAAUGAAAAAAUAUACAAUGCAGUGAAACACAAAUACAAAGUAUUUUUAUGCAUUUUAAUCAAGUUUAUAUUCUAUAUUGUUAUAAUAUAAAAGAAGCAAUAUAUAGUUUUGGAUAAAGCAACUGAAAAGCUCUCUGAACUGUAUUUAAAAAUAAGUAAGAGCUUAUGGUGUAUGUAAGGUGAUAUAGAGUGAAUCAAGACUGUUGAAUUAUGAUGCUAUAUUUAAAUAAAUAGCUAUAGGAAAUAAUUUAAAAAUUCUUCUAUAGAAAUAAAAUGAGCAUAUCCAAAUGUAGAGUAUCACUAUACAGUUUAAUUGUAACCCAAUAGCAGAAUUUAGUAAAUUCAAGCAGAACACAUGUACUGUCAUCAUAAAUAGAUAAAUAUUUUAAACUAUAAUAGCAUAAAGAUAAAAAUCAUAACCUGUACAUGUUAACAAAUAAUAUAACCAUGCAUACAUACAUUUGCUUAUUAAGCACUGAAAUAAAAGAACUAAACCAUUUUGCAGUCUUCAGAGGUGCUUGGUAUUUUACUCUGUUUUGAUGGAAGCACUUUGAAUGUUUGCAUGGAGACAUAAAACUGAAUAUUUAGCUGACAAUUGGUCAUGCACCUGUGUUUUAAAAUUUGGGUUAAGUUUUCUUCUUUUCUGAUUGUUCAGUAGUUUCUGACUUUGGUGCAGGAAAAGCUUGAUGAUACAGAUGUCUGUGGGUGGCUGCUGCACUGUAAAGUUUGUACAAAGCCUAGAAACAAGAACGGAGAUUAUGAAACCUUUCGUGAAACACACAAAUUUUUCUUUUUUAGUGCAGUUUAUGAGACUGUGUAAA